Molecule: messenger RNA, 1482 nt
Organism: Prorocentrum cordatum
Lineage: Eukaryota; Dinophyceae; Prorocentrales; Prorocentraceae
Source: the annotation of a GenBank genome assembly
CGGGGCUGCUGCUGUGCCUCGGCACGCCGCUGGGGCGGGCGCGGCGCGCGCGGCACGCGCGGCGCGCGCGGAGGGACGCAGUCCAGGAGCGCGCCCAGCCGUCGCGCGGCGCGGCGCAGGACCGGCCGCCCAUUGGCCGGCCGCCCAAGGGCUUCAAGGUGCCCCCGCCGCGGCGGAUGUCGCCAAGGGAGCAGGAGCUGCUCGGGGCGCUCGGGGAGCAGCAGUGGUCCGCCCGGUGGCGGUCCGACUCGGCGAAGGGCAAGAAGCCGAACUCUUGGUGGGGGGCACGCCAGCGCGACAUGGAGCUCAGGAGGGAGCCCGAGGCCAGCCUGGACGGGAAGCGGAUGUCAGACCUGGCGGACUACCUCGACCGCGACGGGCCCAAUUUCGUGUCCUCGCAGCGCUCGUCCCCUGGCGUUGAAGAUGACCCCUUCGACGAGGUGAUCCGGGAGGACGUGGAGCAGCGCCGGGCAAGAUUUCGGCACGUCGACCGGCGCAGCCUGGGGAGUCCGGACGACCCCGGGACCGCACCGAAGAAAUUGAGGGCCGCUGUGUGGGAGGCAGACGAGAUGUGGCGGCUGUACAAGAAGCGCAUUGCGUUGGAGGACACGCCAGCUCGCUUUCCGACCUACAGGAAAGCCCACGACUGGGAGCAGCGGGUCCGAGAGGGCCGGGCGGGGCCGGGCGGAGCUCGGAGCGGGACCGAGACGAGUACACCUUCGGAGUCCCCUGACUCGAACGGUGAUGACUUUUUCUCGCAGAAGCUCUGGAGCGAGAUCCCCAGCAUGUCCAGCGAGAUGGUGGAUUUGGCAGUGAAGCUGCGGCUGCCGCGGCCCAGUAGGGUCCAGAACAGGACGUACAACACCCUGGCGACGGGAAAGAAUGCCGUCAUCGCUGAUCACGCAGGCUCCGGGAAGACGCUCGCGUAUCUGCUUCCGCUGCUGCAGAGGCAUGUGAUGCGCACCAACCCGGACGAUCACAGGCUGAAGCUGCUAGUGAUUGCGCCCACCAGCGAUCUGGCGAAGCAGAUCCGCGACGUCGCCCGCGUCGUCUCCGUCAACGGCCCCCGGCAGUUUUGGGUGCACAGCUUCAUCACCCACGAGAACGACCGCGACAGACAGCUCGGGCACAUGGAGCACGGCGUCGACGUGGCCAUUUUCACACCGGGGAGGCUUCGAUGGUUUCUUUACAAGGAGAAGAAAGGCCUCUUGGACCUCAGUGCGGUCAAGGCGGUUGUGUUCGACGAGGCCGACCAGCUUCUGUCGGAGAAUUGCGAGAUAAAGGUCACAAUCGACGACAUCCGGCAGAAGGUGAGCACUGCCUCCACCCAGUGGGUGUUCGUGACGGCCACGCUGGGCGAGGAGGUGCGCCAGACCCUGGAUGAAUUCGAGGCCCUCCCGUCGGUGACGCCGCUCCCGCUGCCAGGGCAGCCACCGCCGCCGAGGGGGCUGAAGUGGCACACGGGCCCGGGCCUGCACAAGG